AUGGGCGGAAAAUUUGAUAAUUCUGGCCGAUCGGCCACCAAAGAUCAACUGCGCGUUGCGCAAUAUACACACCACAAUAAGGACGACGAAGAUCGUGGUCAAAUUCGGCGUUUAAUUGAUGGUGUAAGUUUCUUCUUCGAAAAAUGUGAUUCUUUAGUUCUUAUUUUCAAAGCGUUUGUAAUUUUCAGAUUGUUGAAACAACCAGAUGCACACAUGAAGAAGCGGAAUUGGCUUUGUUCGAUGCUGGAAAUGAUGUGCAAGUAGCUGUAAACAAAAUCCUUGAGAGUAGCAAUCUGGAUACCUGGAGUCAUCAGAAGAACAAGAAGGAUAAGAAGAAGCUGGAGGCAGAAGAGAAAAAAGCACAGAAUCGAAAUGGCCGUAAGUUUUUGCAAGUUUAGAUAUGAGUUUAAAAAAUGUUUAAUUUUUUUAUUUUAAAAUAUUCUAGAAUACAGACGAGGUCCGCGUCCCCAGAAUGGCAAUGGAGAAGUUCCAAAGCCGACUAAAUUUAACAAAGGAAAUGCCGAAGGUACCGAGAAUAAGCCAUUCCAACCAAGAAAGCCACGGCCUCAAGGAGAACGCAACUUGAAGAAGGGCGAGAAGGAAGAAGUGGAUGAUAGCUGGGUGAGUUGAUUUCUCUUUUUUUAAUCUUCUUUUAGAAGAGUGGACCUCGGGUUUUUCAAAGAACUGAUGUUGUUGAAACCAAAGCACAGCCUGUCGUCGAGUCUUCGCAACCACAACAACCAGUGUGUGCAGCUGGUCCUUUGAGUUUUGCGGCGAUUGCUGCUCGGGCGGCUAAGAAAGAAACACCUAAAAUUGAUGAAUCUCCAGAGAAGCUGGAAGAGUAAGUUUUUUGUGAUAUAAUUAAUUCCUUUUUUAGAUUCGAAGAGUUACAACCGGAGUCCCCUGAAUCUGUGGUUGAUUCUUCAGUGAAGCCUGAAAUCGAAGUAGCUAAAUCGCCGGUCAAAACGCCGAAGGUUUCCACUCCUAACCCUGCUACCCCUCACAAUACUCCAGCAGACACUGUUAAUGAAAGUUUGACAGACAAACUAAAGAAUGAUCUCGGCCUUGGUUCGUCGGUGGUUGCAACUGAAAGCCCUGUGGCACCUCCCAAAUUUGAAUGUGUGUCUGAUGUCUCCAAAGAGGUGGUGUUUGAUUUCGCUGGCGAUUCGUCGAGUCACAAAGAAGUUUAUGAUCGACAGCCAGAGUCGGUAUCGAAAGUUGAGGUGAGAUUCAAAAAAGGUGAAUUAUGUUUACGAUUUGCAGAAUCAUGCUCCUCUCAACGAGUCUGCCUCGAGGGUACCACAUAAUGUAAUUGGUCAGUACACACACUCUCCAUCUCAACAGAAUCGGCAACAAUCUUCGAAUCAAGCUCGUUCUGCAACUCUUUCCUUCACAGAUACUAGUUCUGUUAAUUACCAUCCACAAGUGCAGGAUGUGAGAGCGAAUGGAGCGCAUCCAUCUCCGGUUAAACCACAGACAACUUCACAACCGCCUCCUGUCGUACAACCAUUAUCACAAGGAAAUGUGCAGCCCGCACAACCUACUCAGACGAGCCAGAGUCAUCAACAGCAGCAACAACAAGCUUUUAUUCCACCCGUACCUCAACUUGGAUUCCCCAACUUUGGAUACAUGGGAAUGUACAAUCCCGUAAGUAUUGCGUUUUCUUAUUGAUUGUUUUUUUAGUAUCAGUAUCCAGCUCUCGGACAGAUGGACUUCAAUGCACUUGGCAUGAUGCCAGGCUUAACUGUUACCUCCGCUGGUCCAAUGCCCGCCGUGCAAAGCCAUCAUCAGCAGAACCAGCAUCAGGUUCAGCAGUCAGGGCAUCAAAGGAGUGAUUAUUUCUCCGAUGUUAGCAAGUAUAACGCGUCAACCCAAAGUAAUGGAGCGAAUAACCAGAAUCAGACGAGCGCUUUGACACAGUCUCAACAACGACAGCCAAUUUUGGAUAAUAAUUCACAGACUAUGAGCGGUGCCAGCCAAGUUGGACCUCCUCCAGGGUUUGCCCCCGCUAAUCUCCCUGGAUCCGCCCCGUUUGUGCCGCAACAGAGUUUGAACAAUAUGUUCACAGUACGUUUUUUGUCUUUUGUUUUAUUACCUCCGAUAUUUUUUAACUGUAUUUUCUUGUUUCAGCAAUUCCAAGUUCCAUUCAACCCUGCUCAGAUGCAAUAUCCAUUCAUGAUGAAUCAGAAGAUGCCGCAGCCGGUGUAUCAGCAGCAGGUUGUUGAUGAGCAAGAUAGCAGGAUGAACCAGCAACAGAAGAUCUACAAUCAAUCUGAUAAAUAUGGCCAAUCUAACGGCAACAAGGAUCGUCCUGUGGGACAGCCUUCGCAAAGCCAGCUAAGCAGUUACGUUCCACCAAAUUAUAAUAAUGUUGGAAGUGCCCAGCUCUUGGGAAACAAGAAGCACAACUACCAAACCUGGAAUUCAUAA
Messenger RNA from Bursaphelenchus xylophilus (pine wood nematode), 2430 nucleotides. Lineage: Eukaryota; Metazoa; Nematoda; Chromadorea; Rhabditida; Aphelenchoididae. The record is from the annotation of a GenBank genome assembly.